Maudiozyma saulgeensis is the source of this 633-nucleotide messenger RNA. Lineage: Eukaryota; Fungi; Ascomycota; Saccharomycetes; Saccharomycetales; Saccharomycetaceae. The record is from the annotation of a GenBank genome assembly.
AUGGCUGCCAAGAAGAGAAAUACAUUGAGAAAUAAAGCUGCUGCUAGAUUAGGAAAUACUUCUAAAGUUGAUGAAGUAGAGCCUAUUGCAGAAUUAGCAGAAGAUCCAAAAGCAUUUUUACAUCAAUUUAAAGAAACUAAAAAGGAAAAACAUAAUAAUAAACAGAAUGAUUUCCUUAGUAAAAUUAAAAAAAGUUCAGGAAGUUUGAACCCUGAAUUCGAAGGUAUAUCUAAAUCAUCAGUUAGACGUAGGAAGAGAAAGAUGAGGGACAAUUUAAAACCAAGACUUGAUGAUCUGUUGACAUCUUUGCAAAAAGAUGAUGAUCUGAAUCAAUUCACUAGAGAAGAGUCAGGUUUGAACAUUACAAAUGAUAAUAUUAGUACUGACCAAAAUCCGUUUGGUCCUUCUUCAGUUAACCCACCAGCAAGAAUUCAAGUAACUAAAAUAGUUGAACGUGUUGAACCAGGUUCUGUAAAGAUAAAAAAAAAUGAACCAAAUAUUAGAAAUAAAAAAGGUGCAAAAUUGUUGGCCUCUAGAGAAAGAGAAAGAUUUAAUGAAGUUAUUUCAAAUCAAGUAUUUAAGCAAAAUUCCUUUAGUGCCCUCAGGGAUAUUAUUAAGAUGCAAAAAAAAUAG